Saccostrea cuccullata (small rock oyster) is the source of this 504-nucleotide messenger RNA. Its product is annotated as protein wech-like. Gene Ontology annotation, molecular function: translation repressor activity; ubiquitin protein ligase activity. Gene Ontology annotation, biological process: protein polyubiquitination; proteasome-mediated ubiquitin-dependent protein catabolic process; negative regulation of translation. The coding region runs from base 1 to 504 and encodes 167 amino acids. NCBI's taxonomy places the organism in Eukaryota, Metazoa, Mollusca, Bivalvia, Ostreida, Ostreidae. The transcript has a single exon. The record is from RefSeq and is a predicted model, not a curated record.
AUGGGCAAGGUAACACAGUAUAACGUUACACGACAACAGAUACAAACGAUACAAAGCAACAACAAAGGUCAGGGACUGUACAAGACGCCUAUGUACAUAACGGAGAAUCGCAAUGGAGAUGUUAUUGUGUCUGACUUUUGGCGCUAUGCUGUUGUGGUGACAGAUUGUGAAGGGCGAUACCGCUUCUCCUACAGAGGAGAUACAUCAGAAUCACGACUAAAUCCACGUGGAAUCUGUACUGACGCGCUGUCACACAUCCUGGUGUGUGAUGAAGACACACACUCGGUACAUAUGAUUGACAAAGAUGGAUAUUUCCUUUUAAGGAUACUUACUCAAAAACAAGGGAUAUACAAACCAGCAGGCCUGUGUUAUGAUGAAAAAGCCCACCUUCUCUUGGUAGGAUCACGAUGGAAAAACUGCGUAUAUGUAUACAGAUACAUAAAAAGGAAGAACAAACUCAAAUAUUUAUAUCCCCCGCUUGAAAUGCGGGAGGAUAUAUUGUAA